Malurus melanocephalus (red-backed fairy wren) is the source of this 737-nucleotide messenger RNA. It is a transcript of the gene NMU, whose product is annotated as neuromedin U. NCBI's taxonomy places the organism in Eukaryota, Metazoa, Chordata, Aves, Passeriformes, Maluridae. Bases 1 to 558 code for a protein of 185 amino acids. Gene Ontology annotation, biological process: regulation of smooth muscle contraction. Gene Ontology annotation, molecular function: neuromedin U receptor binding. The record is from RefSeq and is a predicted model, not a curated record. The transcript has 10 exons.
AUGGGACACCGGUGCCACCAUCAGCCCCCCGGGGCCACCCCCCAGCGCAGCCUGAAGAGGGCAGGGGACGGCGCGGCGCUUCCCGGCUCCCCGCUCCUCCUCYUCCUCUUCGUCCUCCUCGCCGCCUCGGUGUCAGCUUGCGGAGGUGCACCGAUGCCAUCCCAAGCACUGGAAUCAGAUGAGGAUUUGCAGCUGUUGAAAGAGAUAGACGAUGCAUGUUCUGCUUACCUGUCUUCAGAUUCUCAGCCUCGGGUGUCCAGUAUACUGGAAGAGCUUUGUUUUUUCAUUAUGGGAUUUCUCCAGAAACCACAGGAUUUAGAUGAGAAAGACAACACCAAAAGGUUCUUAUUUCAUUAUUCUAAGACUCAUGACUCGGGCAACUCAGACAUCAUGUCGUCUGUCGUGCAUCCUUUACUGCAACUCGUUCCGCAGCUUAAUGAAAGAAGACUGAAGAGAUACAAACUGGACGAGGAACUUCAAGGACCUGGAAUGAUUCAAAGCAGAGGCUACUUUUUCUACAGGCCACGUAAUGGAAGGAGAUCAGUGGAUUUUCGCUGAGGAGGAUUUUAGAUUCCUGACCUAGAACUAAAACUGCAAGAAUGCUGAGUACAUGGACAUACUGUUUUUCCUUACAAUAAUUAUUCAUUAUUAAUGUACAGUUAAACAUCACUUGAAUGUAAAUGUUCUUAAACCAGUUUCUGUUAAGGAUUCAGAAGUUCUUUACUUUCUUGAUUAUA